GCUGGGGAGGCACGGGUCGGGCUGGUGCGUUCCAUCCUGGCCAUGGCAGCGGCGCCGCUGAAAGUGUGCAUCGUGGGCUCGGGGAACUGGGGUUCAGCUGUUGCAAAAAUAAUUGGUAAUAAUGUCAAGAAACUUAAGAAGUUUGCCUCCACUGUUAAGAUGUGGGUCUUUGAAGAAACAGUUAAUGGGAGAAAACUGACAGACAUCAUAAAUAAUGACCAUGAAAAUGUAAAAUAUCUCCCUGGACACAAGCUGCCAGAAAAUGUGGUCGCCGUCCCAAACCUCAGCGAGGCGGUGCAGGACGCAGACCUGCUAGUGUUUGUCAUUCCCCACCAGUUCAUUCACAGAAUCUGUGACGAGAUCACUGGGAGAGUGCCCAAGGAAGCACUGGGCAUCACCCUCAUCAAGGGCAUAGACGAGGGUCCUGAGGGGCUGAAGCUCAUUUCCGACAUCAUCCGGGAGAAGAUGGGCAUUGACGUCAGUGUGCUCAUGGGAGCCAACAUUGCCAGUGAGGUGGCUUCAGAGAAGUUUUGUGAGACCACCAUUGGCAGCAAAAUAAUGGAGAAUGGCCUUCUCUUCAAAGAACUUCUGCAGACUCCAAAUUUUCGAAUUACUGUGGUAGACGACGCAGACACUGUUGAACUCUGUGGUGCUCUUAAGAACAUUGUAGCGGUGGGAGCCGGGUUCUGUGAUGGCCUCCAUAGCGGGGACAACACCAAAGCUGCCGUCAUCCGCCUGGGGCUCAUGGAAAUGAUCGCCUUCGCCAGGAUCUUCUGCAAGGGCCAGGUGUCCACGGCCACCUUCCUGGAGAGCUGUGGCGUGGCUGACCUCAUCACCACCUGCUACGGAGGCCGGAACCGCAGGGUGGCUGAGGCGUUUGCCAAAACCGGGAAGACCAUCGAAGAAUUGGAGAAGGAGAUGCUGAACGGACAGAAGCUCCAAGGACCGCAGACGUCAGCUGAAGUAUACCGGAUCCUGAAACAGAAGGGGCUGGUCGACAAGUUCCCAUUGUUUACGGCAGUGUAUCAGAUCUGCUAUGAAGGCAAACCCGUUCAAGAGAUGUUGUCCUGUCUCCAGAGCCACCCAGAGCACGUCUAAAGUGGAUGGUGCAGCGUCGUGGGGAACGUGUUGCCUUUCUGAUCAGUCUUUUUCGUUCAGAUGGAAACUGGGACCGGGCAACACGAUGUUUGCUUGACCAUAAUCCCGUCAUGGGUGAGGAUGAAUUUUUAUGAGUUCAGUUUUGAAUUGCAAGACGCAGUUCACUGGCUGAGAUGUGGUAGGCAACAAAUAGACACAUGUAUGAAUGUGUGAGUCUGUGUUCAUUUCUCAUGCUGUGGAUAUUUCUAUGAACCAAAAUUAAAGGUCCUUUUUAAAAAAUUAUUUUUGAAUUUUCCCACCAUGGUAGCUUAGAAGAUGGGAAUGAGCUCAGCUAAAUUUUUUACGUCUAAUCCAUAUGCAUUUGAGUGAGGGGAUUUUAUUUUUUUCUCAUUCUCUUGAAGUUAAAACUGAACCAGCAUUUCCAUGGUAGAACAGAGGAGUGAGUGUGUUCAAAGAUCAACAUACUGUAACUUAAACUCUAUCUCAAAGCCAGCAUAAUUAACUACUUUGAUUGUGGGUUGAUCUUUUUUUAACAAUUAGAGAUUUUUAAUUGGGUGAUCCACUUAUAUAUCUUCCUCUUCGCAGUUUUCUGCAUUUUUAGCCUCUUUUCUCAUCAUUCGCUGCCAGAAUGUGCUUUCGUAUAGAGGCUCAGCAGUAACAGAAGGCAGAAAACGCAUCUAGGCUUUUCCUGCUGUGACUCACACAUUCUACUGACUAAUGACCCUUGUAUGAUGCUUUUUCUUGGGUAGUCCUUUUGUGCAAACAUUUCCUCUGAGCCUCACAGAUCCACUGAGAUGGGACUCCCGUUAUUCCUCUUUUGAGUUGCAGUCAUGGUACUUGGUCACCUGGCAAGUAGGGGGAGAGCUGAGAGUCAAGUCCAGUGUUCCUCCACCCCACCGCGGUGCCUAGACCUCCGGUAUCACCAAGCCGAUCCGACCUCCAGCUGAUGGGUCGUGGGAGAUGGCAUGUGCAGCCUUUCCUGAGACUCGAACAGGGCUUUGUGCCACUGAGAUUGGCGUGGGCCAUUGUCUAGACGGCUGCUGCUCACUGUGGUCCUCACUCCAUUAGCUUCCCUUAGAGUCUCAGAAAUGCAGGUUCCCAGGUCCCACCCCAGGCUUCUCAACGGGAGUGAGGUAUCUGUCUAUACUUUAAUAUGCCUUCCACGUGUUUCUGAUGCUCACUACAACUUGAGAACCACUACUUUAGAAAGUCUGCUCAGAUUGGCAUUUCUCAAACCAUGUCCCAUAGGACAUGAGUGUCCUGGGAUCCCAUGGUGGUUUGGGGUGUUCUCCGGCAAGAUCAAGUGCAUCUGGAAAAAGCUGCCUCUGCACACCCCUCUUGAAGGCUUAGAAUGUGUGUUAGUUUGUCAGUGGAACUAUCCAGCAAGUUCCAAACAUCUUAGACUACCAAGGUUUCUUUGAGAAUCUUGCCGAGUCUUUAAGGGAACACUGAUCUAGGCUGCGGUGACCUGAGGACGGCCCAGGUAUACCCUUCACUCCCUGCAGAAGUGAGGAUGAAUGACUUACCCACCUGUGGCAUUGUUAGCUCUGAACUUUCACAGUUCAGGCCUGCAGUGAAUCUUUGAUGAAGCUUUAAGGUGACACGGUCAAGUACAACCAAGUGGAGGUCAGCCUCGCUGAAACGCACAUUAUGUCGAAUAAGUGCUUUUAAUUCUACAGUUAGAAUGAGAAUUACUGUAUCUUCUUAAAUGAGAUUGAUUUCAGGAUAGCAUUAUAGUUAUCUUACAUAGCACUUGGAAAGUGUUAAGGGAACGUAUGAAUGUCACUUACAUAUUCAUGGAUUUUCAGUCACUUUGUGAGAUUUUGACUUUUUUUUUUUU
Molecule: messenger RNA, 2938 nt
Organism: Enhydra lutris kenyoni (northern sea otter)
Lineage: Eukaryota; Metazoa; Chordata; Mammalia; Carnivora; Mustelidae
Product: glycerol-3-phosphate dehydrogenase 1 like
Exons: 8
Coding region: 43-1098 (351 amino acids)
Biological process (GO): carbohydrate metabolic process; glycerol-3-phosphate catabolic process
Cellular component (GO): cytosol; glycerol-3-phosphate dehydrogenase (FAD) complex
Molecular function (GO): protein homodimerization activity; glycerol-3-phosphate dehydrogenase [NAD(P)+] activity; NAD binding
Source: RefSeq, a predicted model, not a curated record